CUUAAAGACCUUCACGUCGGUUCUGCAAAGGUUGGCUGUGUGUGUUCGGAUCCGCUGACACGCCCAUAAGGGGUUGAAGCGCCGGGCUUUACCGACCGCACUCGAGACGCUGCAAGAUACCGGACAGAUUCCUAAGGUGCAUCCUAGUCCUUAAGUGAUUUUCGAGGUGGAAAGGAAGCUAAAAGGAGCGAAUAACGGAAUUUCCCUCUAUUGCAGACUAUCAGCUGAGGAGGAUAUUGGAGGUGAGCGGUGAACACGAGCCAAUAUGCAGAAUCUGAGACUGCUCAUCUUAAGCGUGCUGUUGUACUCAGCAUUCUCUGCAACUCUGAAAGCCCAAGAAGAGUCUCAGACUCUGUUUUUUGGGGAAGACUUCCACAUCCUUGUUCCAGCCGAUGGAGCUGACGUGACGUUCAGGUCUUCGAUUGUCCCAGGUCGUGAAAAGCCGCUGAUGAGUGCUGGAAAGGUGGUGGAUGUUCGUGCCAAACUCAACUCUCUGUCGAGCCACCUGAUCUUGGAGAAUGUCGGAGAAAGUGAUGAAGGAGUCUACACCAUCACAUCUAACCAAAACCCAGAGGAUGUUACACGCAUCACACUCUAUGUUAGAGAUUGCUCUAGUGAGGUCAUCGUUAGGUACGGCUUAGAUUUUCAUGUGACACUGCAUGAUAUCUCAGAGCCAGUGCGUGUGGGCUUUCGCCACAUCACUGUGGAGGCCAAUCAGACGUCAGUGCCGGCUGACGAACUGCUGAAUGCUGAUGGAACGCCCAAGGAGAACUACCAGGACCGCGUUGAGAUCACUCCUCAAAAGUUCACUUUGCGUGCUGUUACAGGGGCUGAUGAAGGCAGCUACACCUUUAGUGAUUCCAUUGGGAAAGUUCAGAAGAAGAUCUGCCUGAAUGUGAAAGCACAUCAGAUAUUUGUGACCCUUUCAUACGGUGGCACUCUGAAAAUAAACCUGCACAUGAAUAGCUCCUUAGCUCGCCUGCAGUACACGCCUAAGUCUGAUAAACAGAUGCAUUUAAUCAUGGAGAACGGAGAGCUCAACCUGCCUCCCAACCUGGAUCUUGAAGGUCGUUUCUCUGUGGAGGAUACUUUGUGUUUUCUGACGGACGUGAAGGCCAGCGAUGCCGGGGUUUUCAGUGUGACUGACUUUAAGGGAUUCCUGGUGUCUGAUGUCCACCUGGAGUUGGAACCAUACAGGCUUCCUAAACUCUACAUUGCCAUCAUUGCUCUGGUAGCAUUAUUGGUGUUGCUGCUGUUGGUGUGCUUGGUGUCAUGUUUGGUGAAGAUACGCAAACGUGCAGCAAAGGCCAGAGCUAUUGAGGAGAAGGCCCAGAAUGCUGGCAAAGUGGAGGGAGAUGCCUUCAGACAGGUUGUGAAAGAUGCCUGUACCCGUCAGAAUGAGGAAGCCCCGGCCCUGUCACAGAAAGAAGACAUCACUGAGAAAUCACAGAGCACAGAGGUUAGCAUUAAGGGGUUGGAGGUGUCUACUAAAGAGCCAAGCCUUCAAGAGAGAAACAUGGAGACCAGUGACUCUGGAGUGGGUUUUAACACCACUGGGCUGCCACUUGACAGUGACACUGAUGCCCCCACAGCAGCUAUAGCAGAUUCAGAUGUAGAUCCAGAUGCUGCCCCUGAUGUCAAAGCCGUUCCCGACCAAACUCCAGAGUCAAAGGCAGAGCCUUCAAAACCAGCACAAACUUCUGAUUUGAAACCAGCACCCGUGGCCAAGUCGACAGCUCCUCCGCCACCUUCUCCCGAGCCCAAACCACCAGUUACACCUGAACCUGAACCCAAGCCUGCGGCUACACCUGAACCGAAAACGACCAUCUCACCACCACCUGAAACAAAACCGGCCUUAAGCCCGUCGGCAGAACCCAAGCAACCUGUGACACCUGAUCCGAAACCAAUUCCAAGUCCAACCCCUGAACCUCCAAAAGCAGUAACACCAACUCCUGACGCAAAACCAGCCGUUACUCCAGAUGCCAAACCAGCAGUUUCACCUACUCCUGAAGCCACACCAGCUAAAGUUGCCAGUCCUGAACAGAAACCCGCUGCGAGCCCCACACCUGAUCCCAAGUCUCCGGAUCCUAAACUGGUUUCUCCUGAGCCUAAACCAACUUCGCCAACUCCACAGUCUAAACCACCGGUCUCGCAGAUUCUCGACUCGAAACCAACCACAAAUGGUACUCCCGAAUCCAAGGAUGACAUCGAGUCAAGUGCACCCAAAUCUCCUGGGCUGGAUGUGAAGGGCACAACCCCUCCCAAAACCCCUGAUACUGGGAAAAGCUCAGUCAAAACUCCUGAGCUCAUCUCCAGUGGAGGUCUAGACUCGGCUUCCACCAAUGACAGUGCACCACCUACAAGCACUGAUGGAGCUGCCACCAACUGAGAUUAAAACCAUAGCCUCGUUCCUGCCUCCUCCUAGUGUAUUAACCACCACAGACAAUCGAGACACUAGACUUAACAACAAAGAAGAGCUAAAUGACUUCCUACGGGGGUGGGUUCCUCAAUCUUUUAAGUCUCACUUUUAAUACAAUUAACAUGCAUCAAUAGAAAGAUCCACUGUAAAUCCACUCAGUUUACUAAUAUGUAAUCACCCUGUAACAGAGUUCAAAUACAGAGAAGAAGCAUUUCAGACCUUACACCAUAGGCUAAUUUAAUCCAGAAUGAGGGAGGCUGUUUGGGGAAUUCCAAGAAAGUGUACAAAAACAAAUCUCCCUUCACGGAAAUAAUACAUCACUGCAUGAAGACACUGAGAAAAUAAAUUAUAUUAUCGGUUGUGUAAUCCAAGUUACUGUGGUUGAAUUUGGGGAAAGGCACACAGGAAUAUGGGACAUUAAUCAUUUUCGUUCUUUAUGAGAUCAUUUCUGCACCAUUUCGAUCGGUCGGAGAAUCCAGAUAGCAGGACUGAUACUGAGAAAGCGACCAACCUUCUUCUGUCUGAGAACUGGAAAAAUCUUGUGCCACUUUCACGCAUGCAAGUCAACAUGUCAUUUUGACAGUGGAGAUGAACGAGGAAAUUACUGGAAGUGCAAAGCAGAAGGAAGAAAAAUUUGACCAUUUGACCAAAAAAAAAACCAAAAAACAAAAACACACACAAUCCAUAGACUAAUCUGUGACUCUGUGCCUGGAGAACAUUUUUAGAAUCUUCUUCUAUCAGUCCAACCUAUGGAUGUUCUUCUCCAGAGAUGUAACUGUACAUUUCCCGUUCAUUCGUAACAAAAAUAUUGUUCUUGCAGAUAUUUCCAUGAUCAAGUUACAAAAAUCUGUUAAAAAAUGGUUGAUGAGAAACAAUUGAUAGCAACAGUAUAUGUAAACAGGUUUGCUUCUUUGAGUGAGCUGUGUUCAGAUUGAUAUAUUUAAAUAGUGAGUUUUCUGGUGCAUUGUGAUUGGAAUGAAUUGCUUCUACCAAAUCAGGUGAUGAGGAAAAUGCGACAAAAUAUUGAAUGAGUGCUCAGUUGUGAAGGAUGCAGCAGACUACUGCAAUAUGCUGUUACUUCUGCUGGCACCGUACAGAAUGUCUUCACUCCUGCGAUACAAACAACUGAACUGGCUUUUUAAAAUGCUUGUUUUAAAAUGCGUUCUCGAUAACACACGCCCUUUUGUGACUGUUUCACCAUCAUUUGAUGAAAUACUCCCACAAUCAAAAAUGUACUCUACAGAAAAUGUACACUCCUAAAAAUAAAGGUUCCAAAAGAAUGUUUUUGAAGUAAUGCCAUAGAAGAACCAUUUUUGGUUCCCCAAAGAACCUUUCAGUGAACAGUUCUAAAAAGAACCAUUUUAAAGAAGAUUUAAAAAAUCUAAAGAACCUUUUUGACUAUAAAGAACCUUUUCUGCGUUUGAAGGUUCAAUGGAUGUUCAAGGUUCUUCAUAGAACCACUGAUGUCAAUAAAGAACCUUUAUUUUUAAGAGUGUGGGCAUGUUUGGGUUGUAAAGAAUGGUGAAUGCAGGUGGUUAGUAAAUAAGACACAGGCUUUUAAUGCUGAAAUACAGUGCACAAAAGUGGCGCAAGCAGAGAAUUAGCCUCUGAAUGUCUUCUGUAGUUUAAUUCUUGUUGCUUGAAGAGCAAGGGAACCUGGUUUGUAAGAAGAUCUAGGUUGUUUGUGUUGCUACAAUAUUCCACAGAUAAUUUUGGAUUUGUAGUCAUAGUUGAAAGACAAUACAGUCUCGCAUAUCAGUUUACAUAUAUUCCUGGUGCCUCUGGUAGAACCUGAACACCACUGCCUGUUAAUGUUGUAUGAGUCCAGGAAACUGCUCCUACCACACUAUCCGUGGGAGCUGAUGUUAAAUCACAGGGAGUAGCGGGGAUGGUAGCUAAGUCGAUUUUCGUCUCAACAUCUUGAAGUGUGGGCAGAUCUGACAGACUGGAGGUUUGUGGGUAGAUUUUCUAACCGAAGAUGAUCACUACCUCACAUUUAAGCCUGACUAAACUACUAAACCACUAAUUAAACAACAUUGCAAGGUAUGUUGACAUUACGUUUUUAAAAAAAGUAGGCUUUUGGCAAAGCACAAGGUUUAAAAAUGCAAUCACAAGUUUACAAAACUCAAUCAGAUAUUUGGCAAUGCAUUUCCCACAAACCUCUUAAAAUGGCCUUGUUCCUUCUCAGCCUUUAACAGCUGUUUUAAUAUCACCGCAAGGAAAUGUCACUUGAGAGCCAUAUAGUUUUAACGUCACAUCUCAUAGUGUAAAUAUCACAAACCCUAGAUGUCAUAAUCUUAGGAGCACUGUAGCAUUAAACGAACGAUAUAUAUCCCUGACAAAAUGGAUACAUAGUAAAUAAUUCUGACUUAAAAUGGCUUAUAAGCACAUCCAAAACAUACUAAGUGAUGUUAAAGAUGCACUCAGUAAUUUUUGUUUGUUGCACUGGUUGAUUGGACAAUAGUCUUCGACCUACACUGACACCUAAUGGUGUGGAGGUAGAAUAAUGCAAAAGUGAUAGUUUUAGGCUACCCAUACCAUUGUAGAGGAGAUAAAGGGAUUAUUCAGCUAGUCAUGUGAUUUCAACAUGAGGUGACCCACUCCAUGUAAAAUAAAACAGCUGUUUAGGCUGAUAUUAUUUAGACUUAAACUUAAAAAAAAUUACUGAGUCCACCUUUAAAGUUAACCCCCUCCACUCUGUUUGGAGAGAGAAAGUUGGUAUUGAAGAACAUCUAAGCAAUAUAAAAAUGUGCGGAUACACACACAUACAUGUACACAUGCAUAAUAACAGCUUGUUUUUAAGUACAUAUUGUGAGGUUCUGUAGUUUGGCCUCUGAGUUUCAAAUUCUUUCAUUUCUCACAACAAUUCACAGGCAGACACAGCAGGGUUUGGUAUCAUCGUUUAUCCGAUACGAAACCUAUUAACUAAGUGUAGCAUGCUCCCUUCAGCUAAUCGCAUUGGUUGUUAAGGGUGAGCUUGAUUUCACAUGCCCUUCCUUUUCGUCUCCAGCAGAUGAUGUCACUCUUAAGUGCAUCCCGGUAAUGCACAUUACACAGUUUUCCAGGCAAAAUCGAUUUUUCUCUGAUAACUCCCUGAAUCAUCACAGUGUCUUAAAGCAGAAGAUCAUGCUUAAGAUAUUCUUCACCCUUCAGGACACUGCCAUUGAUAUUAGUCUUGUAUCAUGACAUGAUUACAGUCUGUUUUUGUAUUUCGUGUGUUGAUGCUUGUGUUGUAUGUAUGUGGGUGCAAUAUGGUAUUUAUGAUGAGAGAUUAUAGAUGUUAUUCAUCCUUGGCAACAUCAGGAGGCCUGUAUGUGUUUGUACAAGUGCAUGUGAGUAUGUCUGUGUGUGUCAGUGUGUUAGCAAGAAUCUCCAUUGGAUAGCUGUCAUUUCAAUGCAAUUAGCAAUGUCCUUUUUCUCCCCCCGCUGGCUGGUAAUUGCUGUUCCUUUCUAAGUGGUAUUAAAUUCAGAUGCAAUUUAAGAGAGUGCACAGUGCGAGAUUUCUAUCAGACGGGACUUAGCUGUCUAGUGGUACCUGACUGCUAUCUGUUUGAUGCCGAGAUAGCCGUGUUACAGGUCAUUUUGAUUUAGUCAGCGCUCAAGGCUACAUCAAUGGAAUAGUAAUUCAGUUUAUACAGUGCUUUUCCCUCAAAGCGCUUUACAAAAUUCAGACACUAAAGUAACAAUGCAUCAUCAUUGCGGUUUGUCAUUGCAUGCUAUAGAGUUACGCUCCCAUAGUGUCUGUCUGUGCUAGUGUGGUCAUGCAUAUGUAGGAGGUAGUGUGUAGAUGUCUAAAAGUACUCUGAUUUUCAUGUAUCGCACGGCUCCGCAGGUCUCUGAUUGGAUUAUUCCAUUGUGUAAAACAUCCCUGCUAUGGAUGUCACUGAAAAUGUUGCAUUCUAUGUGUCACCCUAUAUCUUUCCAUUCCAUUCGUUAGACCUGAUUGGUCGAAAACAUUCUAAAGGGCAUUAAAGGGACAGUUCAUUCAAAAAAGAACAUUCUUGCAUUUUUAAACUCACCCUCAUGUUGUUCUAAAACUGACUUUCUUUCAAAAAUAGUUUUUUGCUCACACAAUUAGUCAAUAGAGACAAGUGUUGUUUUAGAGGGAUAGUUCACACAAAAAUGAAAGUUCUGUCAUUAAUUACUCACCCUCAUGUCGUUCCAAACUCGAAAGACCUUAUCUUGUGUUAUUCCAUUCAUAUUCUGAACACAAAUUAAGAUAUUUUUGAGGAAAUCCAAGAGCUUUCUGACCAAUGCAACUGACACGUUCAAGGCCCAGAAAGGUAGUAAGGACAUCAUUAAAAUGUCCAUUAGUGACAUCAGUGGUUCAACCGUAAUGUUAUGAAGCUCCAAGAAUACUUAUUGUGGAGGAGGAGGAGACUGACACAAAACUAUGGACACACAUGGACUAUUUUAUCGAUGCCUUUACUACCUUUCUGGGCCUUCAGCAUGGUAGCUGCGUUGCUGUCUAUGCAGGGUCAGAAAGCUCUCGGAUUUAAUCAAAAAUAUCUUUAUUUGUGCUCUGAAGAUUGAUGAAGGUUUUACGGAAUGACAUGAGGGUGAGUAGUUACCCAGAUAGCAUGUGUACGUCUGCAAUACAUCUGUUACAGAUCACUUGAUCUGUACAAACAUCUGACAGAUGUCAGUUUUACAUGUGUUCUAAGUCAUAAACAUCUUAAAGACAUCUAAUAUAUGUCUAUUUGACAUCUGAUCGGACACGUCCUAUAGACAUAUUGCAACUGAGCAAACACUCUAAAAAAUACGUCUUGCAGAUGUAAAUGCAGACGUCAAAUAGACGUCUCCGUGAUGUGCGUGUGCUAUCAGGGUAAUGACAGAAUUUUCAUUUUUGGGUGAACUAUCCCUGUGAACCCGAUUGAUUUGCUUAAUAUGGACUAAAACAAUUGAAAAAUGUGUUAAAUUGUCUUUUGUUACACAGAAUAAAGAAUAAUUCUAAUAAAGAAUAAAGUCAAAGGUUUUGAAAACACAUGAGGGUGAGUAAACAGUUUUCAUUUUUGGAUGAACUAUCUCUUUAAUCUUUACUCAGAAUUCAAUAGGUGUGGAAUUAUCUCUCAAGAGUGAGGAAAACGAGCGGUGAGAAUGUAUAGAGUAUGAGAAGCCCAAGUAUCCUGUGGUGUUGUGCGUGUUCCAAGUAAACUCAACGUGCAGUUGUGUCCCACAGGUGCAUGAGAGGUUUCUGCCUCUCUUUUCCUCUCCUUAUUCCACCUGAGUGAUGCUCUACGGUCCCGUUCUUCCUUUUUGCACAAACACAACACAUGAACAUUUUGUAAAGAAGUGAUACUUCCUUUAUUUCAUGCCUAGAAAUGAUAAUAAAUGAUUUUAAAAUGUU
Molecule: messenger RNA, 7766 nt
Organism: Labeo rohita (rohu)
Lineage: Eukaryota; Metazoa; Chordata; Actinopteri; Cypriniformes; Cyprinidae
Exons: 9
Coding region: 266-2389 (707 amino acids)
Source: RefSeq, a predicted model, not a curated record